Paramuricea clavata is the source of this 1092-nucleotide messenger RNA. The record is from the annotation of a GenBank genome assembly. Lineage: Eukaryota; Metazoa; Cnidaria; Anthozoa; Malacalcyonacea; Plexauridae.
AUGAACGCAACGUUGGUCCCAAGUUUGUCUUCACCAAUUAGUCUUCAAACCACAGAAACGACAAACACCUCCGAAAAUACAACUCUAGGAAUCUACGUUACCACUAUUUUAGUGGUCAUCAUCGUUAUAACAAUUUUAGGCAACGGACUUGUCUGUUUGGCUUUCUAUCGUCAACCGCAUAUAAGAGGUGUUUCCUAUUAUCCAAUUCUUAGCCUAGCACUGGCCGAUAUUUUAUCCGGUAUCAGCGCAAUGCCGGCGUACAUUGCCAAGAAGCACAUUGCUGGUGGUGUUGAAGAAGGUAUUACAUGUGAUGUAUUUCGUUUCACAUAUUUCUUUUCCAUGUAUGCCUCCAUAUUGAGUGUAACCGUAGUGAGUCUCGAGAGGUUUAUAGCAAUUAAAAUGCCGAUCUGGCAUAGAGUGUUAUUAACUAAACGAAAGAUGGUCACCGCGCUUAUGCUCUCCUGGCUCGAUGCCACACUAGUGUCCAUGCUUCCGUUCGUUUGGCAGCGCGGAGACAUCGACGAAUUAUGUACCUACCGACCUUCAAAAGAAUGGAGCAUGAUGGUUAUUUUACUAAAUGUGUGUUUUCCAUUUGUUAUUAUGUUUGCCUGCCACUUCUACACAGUUUACUUUGCUAUUCAAAUUACCCGCGCGAAACAUCGAGCGAGAACUACAGGUACAACAGUUAAUGCCAUUAGACGAAAUACAAGCGUUAGAAAUUCCGAUGAGAAUAAACAGGCUAUUUUGGCAAAGCGGGAACGAGAUCUUACGUGUACGAUGGCGAUAGUUUUGGGAGCUUUUAUCCUAUGUUGGGCACCUUCAACUUUUUAUUACUUUCUCCGUAUGGUUUGUCCCCAGUGCUACCGACCGUCUUUUAAACAGGUUGAACCUGUUUUCAACGCAGUUGUGAAACUACUAACAUUCUUGAAUUCCUGUUUAAAUCCGAUUAUUCACUGUUUAUUAAACAAACAUUUCAGAGAAGCAAUUUAUCUGUCAGUUUUGAAAAAGUCAAAGGCAAGAAAGAGAAAGUUCAAAGAGUCCAUACGGAUAAAUAGAUUUGACGAAAAGAAAGAGACUUCAGCUGCACUUUAA